Messenger RNA from Rana temporaria (common frog), 1973 nucleotides. Its product is annotated as otolin-1-like. NCBI's taxonomy places the organism in Eukaryota, Metazoa, Chordata, Amphibia, Anura, Ranidae. The coding region runs from base 46 to 1548 and encodes 500 amino acids. The record is from RefSeq and is a predicted model, not a curated record. The transcript is spliced from 3 exons. Gene Ontology annotation, molecular function: protein binding.
GUGGACUGCUUAACUCCAAGCAAAUUUAUUUUCUGUUAAAAAAAAAUGGCAAGCUUACAUAGCUUCAACCAACCUGUUGUUUGUAAAGGGAUCACCGCUCCAGGUAUGCUCUCUGUGUUACUGAUACAACUGCUGUUAUGGAGUUUGUGGAGUACCGAAACCUUCGCAAUAUUUAGCUUGAUAGCUAGCCCACCUUUUACAAUGGAGUCACUCAAUGCUACUGAAACUGAGGAGCCCAAACAAGCAUUUACUGUUCCUCUUGAUCUGGACCUUGAGACAACUGAAACUGAUCCAGUCACAGAUGGUGGGAUUCAAACCAGUUCCCAGAUUGCUAUAACAUCAACAGUAACCCCUGCUUUAGACAAUGUGACAGAUGGAGUGGAAAAUAAAAUAAAACAACGAGAACUAACUACAAGAAGUAAUGAGCACAGGCAACCAAUUAGUUGGAAUGCAUUCAACAUGAACAUCACUGAAAAUUCUCUCCAUGCAGUAGACAGCGCUCCCAAAGACAUCGGGAACAAUAGCACCCUACUCCUGAUACAAGACACUAACAAUGAACAACCAGAUCCUUUCUUGGUAAUACCAAUGGAAAACACUACUGAAGAAAAACAGUGCAUCUGUAAUAUUCCUGGACCCACAGGACAAAAGGGAGACAAAGGUGACAGUGGAGAGCCAGGAGAACUUGGACCCCAGGGGUUAGAAGGUAUAAUAGGAGACAAUGGACCAAAAGGAGAUACAGGAAGUAAAGGUGAUAAAGGUGAAAUGGGUUCUCCUGGAGUUAAGGGUGAACCAGGAGAAACGUGUGCCCUUUGUGAAAUAGGUAAUAUAGUGGAUCAGGGAAUUCCAGGUAAUGAUGGAGCCAUAAGAUUACAAGGUGAUAAAGGUGAGCCAGGAGAGAAAGGUAGAAAAGGACAAAUGGGACCUAAGGGAAGCCCUGGUGAAAAAGGUAACAUAGGUACAAAUGGGAUACCAGGAAUUCCAGGAGAAACUGGGCUUCAAGGACUUAUGGGUCAAAGGGGUCUUACUGGAUCAAAAGGUGAUCGAGGAAUGCCUGGACCUAUUGGACCACAAGGGUACCGUGGACCAGCUGGAGUUCCUGGAAAAAAGGGAGAAAAAGGACAAAGAGGAUCACAAAAUGAGCUUGAUAAUAUUGCAUUUUCAGUAGCCUUCAGAGGAAAUAGGAAUUCCAUAUCACCAGGACAGCCAAUUAGAUUUGAUAAAGUUUUUGUGAACGAUAAUAAACCAUACAGUGUAAACUCAGGCAUGUUUGUGGCCUCUGUUGAAGGUGUCUACUUUUUCUCUUAUCACUUAAGCCCAUUACACCCUCCUCUAGUUGCUGGCUUAGUUCACAAUGGAAGAAUCGUUUUACAGACACAAGCCAGGCAAUCUGAGCGCAAUGCAUGUCAAGUCUCGGGAUCAGUCCUGCUCCAUCUUCGUGAGGAUGAUGAGGUUUGGCUUCAGGUUCUGAGCAUCGGGCAGAAUGAAUUUAUUUUUGAUGAAACAGACUCCCUCUUCUCUGGAUUUAUACUGUAUUCACUCGAAGAUUAGAGAUGUCAUUUCAGAUGGACAAUUUUGUGCAUUAACAUUUUUCAUAUCCCACUUAUUUAAUAAUGGAGGCCUAAGUGGCCAUUUUGUACAAAUCUCUUACCAAUGUUAAUAGAAACACUCUUGAAUAGAAUUAAGAUAUUCACUAUAUAUAGCUACAGGAAGACUUCUUGUUAAGUAUUAUUGAUAGCAGCUGAGUAAAUAUAAGGUUAUAUUGAGCAUUUACAGUGACUUGUCCUUCAAAAUGGCAUGAUUGAUUUUUUCAGCAUUUCUUUGAACUAGCAUUGCAAAAAUACAAUAAACGUAUCAUGUUUAUAGUAUGAUUUAAAUGGUAUGUACAUAAAUGAUCAAAUAUUUACAGAUGCAAGAUCUGCUUAGAACCCGGAGUCCUAAACUAUACUAAAUAUAUUAAACUAUACAAAAAUGAA